UGAGUGGUCCAUCCUCUUCUGGCUGUAUCAGCUGAGGGAGGUCCUGUGUCUAUACUCAGCAUUAUUCUUAAGCUUAUUUUGUCGCUGUAAUGCGCACCUCCUAUUGACCACCUUGUCAGCCACAUGCAUCUUAAAAUAUUGUCCAGAAUCUAGUAGUGUAUAGUCGAAUACGAGGAAGGAACCGGUGAAAGCGUUUUCUGCAGACACCUAACCUGACACACCCCUCGUUUAUGGCACUUUUUGUGUGCUUCUGGAUUUGGCUGAAGAAGAUGGCGGCCUCCUCAGGAGUUAAAGUUCCACGUAAUUUUCGCUUGUUGGAAGAGCUUGAAGAGGGUCAGAAAGGUGUUGGAGAUGGGACAGUCAGCUGGGGCCUUGAAGAUGAUGAAGAUAUGACGCUAACACGGUGGACAGGCAUGAUCAUCGGACCGGCACGAACUAAUUAUGAGAACAGGAUAUACAGUCUGAAAGUGGAAUGUGGUCCUAAAUAUCCUGAAUCACCUCCAAUUGUUAGAUUUGUAACAAAAGUUAGCAUGAAUGGCAUAAAUAAUUCCAAUGGGAUGGUGGAUACACGUAGCAUACCAAUUCUAUCUAAAUGGCAAACCUCUUAUAGCAUUAAAGUUGUUCUUCAAGAGUUAAGGCGUCUAAUGAUGUCCAAAGAGAAUAUGAAGCUUCCACAACCACCAGAAGGACAAACCUACUGUAAUUAACUGUUUGUGGAUUGUUUACUUUUGACCCCUAUUGUCUUAAACCGUAUUCUCCUUGAAAUGAUUGUGUAGGCCAUCACAAUCGUGAUGAUUCUCACUCCACUAUUUUAAGAAUUUAGACUGAGCAAGAUUGGACAUUCCUUUUAAUUAGCCUAUGGUCAUUCUAGAACGUCCCCACUGCGAGUGAAAUUACGUUUUUAAGACCACAAGUGUACACAGUUAUUUCUCUUCUAUUGAGGUUAGUGUGACCAUUCACUUUAUGAUUGUGAGAUGUAUCAAGUUGGCUUUACAAGAGAAGAAUGGCACCAAGUGUAUACCCAAGUCAAACAAUUUAUGUUUCGAAUGGCAGGUGACUAAAAUAAAUAAUUGAAAUGUCUCAGGUGGAUACACGUAGCAUACCAAUUCUAUCUAAAUGGCAAACCUCUUAUAGCAUUAAAGUUGUUCUUCAAGAGUUAAGGCGUCUAAUGAUGUCCAAAGAGAAUAUGAAGCUUCCACAACCACCAGAAGGACAAACCUACUGUAAUUAACUGUUUGUGGAUUGUUUACUUUUGACCCCUAUUGUCUUAAACCGUAUUCUCCUUGAAAUGAUUGUGUAGGCCAUCACAAUCGUGAUGAUUCUCACUCCACUAUUUUAAGAAUUUAGACUGAGCAAGAUUGGACAUUCCUUUUAAUUAGCCUAUGGUCAUUCUAGAACGUCCCCACUGCGAGUGAAAUUACGUUUUUAAGACCACAAGUGUACACAGUUAUUUCUCUUCUAUUGAGGUUAGUGUGACCAUUCACUUUAUGAUUGUGAGAUGUAUCAAGUUGGCUUUACAAGAGAAGAAUGGCACCAAGUGUAUACCCAAGUCAAACAAUUUAUGUUUCGAAUGGCAGGUGACUAAAAUAAAUAAUUGAAAUGUGUGUAUGAUGGCAUGCUUUAACAAAUAAAUAGUUGACCAAAAGCUACAUUUAAGUUGUAAUUUAGUAAAAUGUAGGAGGUAUGUUGACAUUUCAUGCAGAUGAAGAUUAAAAUAUGGCUUUAGGCCAGAAGUAGUGUGUCAAGUUUUGAAUGAUUUAAAAAAGUACAUCUGUAUUUGACAUGAUUCCAAUAAUGUUUCUGUUCUGCAGCUCUUUGAAUUGUAACGUAUGUUCAAGCCUGUUCUGUUCUGAAAAAAAUACCCCAUGUAUUUAACUUCUAGAGAAAAUUACAAGUUUAUGACAUUGCGAUUUCUCUGACAUUAAAAUCACUGUCUUGAGAAAUACUG
Molecule: messenger RNA, 1948 nt
Organism: Oncorhynchus kisutch (coho salmon)
Lineage: Eukaryota; Metazoa; Chordata; Actinopteri; Salmoniformes; Salmonidae
Product: ubiquitin-conjugating enzyme E2 variant 2-like
Exons: 4
Coding region: 231-707 (158 amino acids)
Source: RefSeq, a predicted model, not a curated record